Mytilus californianus (California mussel) is the source of this 1970-nucleotide messenger RNA. Its product is annotated as dopamine beta-hydroxylase-like. Bases 344 to 1849 code for a protein of 501 amino acids. The transcript is spliced from 10 exons. The record is from RefSeq and is a predicted model, not a curated record. NCBI's taxonomy places the organism in Eukaryota, Metazoa, Mollusca, Bivalvia, Mytilida, Mytilidae. Gene Ontology annotation, molecular function: dopamine beta-monooxygenase activity; copper ion binding.
UAGCAAGAGGACACAAGGAAACGAAAAAAUAAUUAUUGCUUAGGUGUGUUACUAAUCAGCAAACAUUGUUAUGUAUCUUGCAAAUGCACACUGCAAGCAGUCAACAAUGGGGGCACUGCCAGGAAUGAGCAAUCUUGUUCUACGCACAUGAAAAUUAAGCACGAAAUGUGGCAGAUAUUUCAAAGAGAGAAACAAAUCAACGUUGAUGGACCUUGAUUGUUCCUGGCCAAUUAGAAUGAGUUUUAUGGACAAUGAGAUCAUCGAUAAAUAGGCUUAUAUUCCAAAUGGACUGAACGUUAAAGACCCAUGUGAUGCCACUCAGAUAUGGAAAGGCGUUGGUCAUAUGGGACCACUGGGGUCUGGGCCGAGAAAUGCGUUUGGUGAAGACUUCAAACUAAAUGGUUUCCAAUGGACAACCGAUUUAUGCUGGAAGGAUUCUGACCAAGAUGGACGCUACAACGGAUAUGAGUUAGGUGACCCAUGGUGCUUAUGGACUCCUGGUAGCAAACAGGCGCUAUAUCCACCUCUCUCCCAUCCAGGAAUAUGUGAGCCGUGGGACAGCGAAACGUGUCAAAGCAGAAAUGGUUCACUGCAGUGUAACAACAAAUUGCCAGCUUGCGAUGGAAUAAAUGCAACAGAUGUUAAAAAUGUAACCCUGAGACUACCAUUGUCAUAUGUACCUGCUAGGCGAGUAUCUUACGUAUGUUCGCUAUUCAGUCUUCCAAGUGACGCAGAGUAUCACGUGAUUGCUGCCUUGCCAAUUAAAGACAACUCUCAGAUAUUACAUGGAAUUACUGUAUUCGGUUGUGAUCCCAGAAGGCAAUUCAAUAGAACAGACAGAGCAUAUCUUUGUAAUGGGAUACCAACAACUCCCUGUCAAGAAAUCAUUACAGGGUAUACAUCAGGCGUUCCCCAGACGUGUAUGCCAGCAGAAGCUGGAGUGAGAAUUGGCAUUAAAGGAUUUAAACAAGUCAUGAUAGCUUUUCAGUACUACAAUCCUACCCGCCGCCAAGGAUACACCGACAGUUCCGGGAUGACUUUAUAUUACACACCGAAGCUGAGGAGGUUUGAUGCAGGAGUUUCACCUUUGGAAGUGACACACUUUUCAGUACCACCAGGAAGAGAAUCUUAUGAAGUAGUGAGCGCAUGCCCAGGAGAUUGUACUGUUCUGCAGGUUGCAUCUCCAAUCUAUAUUAUACUUGGUAUGAAUCAUAUGCACAGGCUAGGUCGGAAACAAAGAAUAGAGAUUCACAGAGGUGGUAAACUGCAGCAAAUUGUCACAAAUGAUACUAAUUAUAAAGUUGUUCAUCCACAUUAUUUUUGGUAUAAACAACCGAUACAGUUAUUGCCAGGAGACAUGUUGAAAAUGACCUGUGAAUACAAUUCUACCUCAGAAAAUGAAACUGUAGAGUGGGAUGUGUCAUGGCGAGGAGAAAUGUGUAAAGGUUUACUUUUGUACUAUCCCAAACAAAGUUGGCCUUCACAUCACUGUCAGAAUUAUAGAUCCGUUCCUCUUUGCGAGAUUAUGAUCGAUGCUCCUGUCUUUGGAUGCCAUUUUCGGAGCUUUAUUUCUAAUUUAGCCACAACAAACCGCACGUUAGUAGAUACUGUAAUACGAAACUGCGGACAAGACAAAUCGUGCUCUCCUUUGUGUUUACGGAUGAUUGGCAAAGUAAGACAAGAUCCAUGUUUGCAAGGGGACAUAUACGAUCUAUGGAAAGAGACUAGACUAGUAAAAGCCAACACACAACUGAUGGCCUUGUACGAUGUUUUAACGAAGUGUGAGGAAUUUUACAAGGGACUAGUUCCAGAUACCAUUUUUUCUGAUGUAGGAACAGUUCUGUCGUGAUUUGGUUGACACUUUAUGUCUGGUGUAUAAAUCAAGUUUAAUGUAAAAUAAAAUGUGGGACAAAUAUUUUAAGUUAUGUCUAGAACUAUUGAAAAGUCAGAAGAUAUGUAAUAACCAAAAA